This is a messenger RNA of Marmota monax (woodchuck), 6798 nucleotides long. RefSeq names its product zinc finger MYM-type containing 4 (gene Zmym4). Gene Ontology annotation, molecular function: zinc ion binding. The transcript is spliced from 31 exons. NCBI's taxonomy places the organism in Eukaryota, Metazoa, Chordata, Mammalia, Rodentia, Sciuridae. The record is from RefSeq and is a predicted model, not a curated record. Bases 339 to 5054 code for a protein of 1571 amino acids.
AAGGGGCUGGUUUGGUGAUCCCUUUAAGAAACCGCAGGCGGAGGAAUUUCUCUGAGAGAAAAUAAUCCUACUCACGGGGCCCCUUGGAGGCCAUUAACCCCCCGAGUCCCGGCCCCCCCUGACCCGGGCAGGCCCUCCCGCCCACGCGCACACCCGUGGGACCCCGGGAUCUGUGGCUCCGUGCGCGGCAUCCGCCCCCUCCUCACUCGCGCGCCAGGCCCGGCCGGGUCCGGGAAGCCGCCGCGCGGCGGCCGUGUCUGCAGUGUGGGCGGGGGCCGGGGGGCCGAGCGGUGCCGCCGCCGCGCCGGGAGCCGCAGCGGUUCCGAGCGGGGCCCAACAUGGCGGAAAGAGAGGUGGAGUCCGGCCCCCGAAAGAGGUUUGAACAGAAAAGUGGUGCAGUUUUUGAUGAAAUUGUAGAGAACUGUGGUGGUAUCAUGGAUACAGAAAUGUCUGAAGAUAUAGACCACAACUUAACUCCUACCCUUGACAGCAUGUCUUAUGGAAUGCCGAAUCAAACAGGAUCUGAAAAUUCAUUGCUGGAUGAAGAUGAUUAUUUUUUGAACUCUGGGGAUCUUGCAGGAAUUCCAGUCGUUGGUAGUGACAAUGAGGAUGAACAGGAUUUUAGUUCAAAGGACAAUCUUGUUUCUUCAAUCCAUACUGAUGAUAGCUUGGAAGUAGAGAGAAGAGUCACACAGCAUGAAUCAGACAAUGAAAAUGAAAUACAAAUUCAGAAUAAAUUAAAAAAAGACUUUCCUAAACAGUUUGAUCAGGUUUCUGUCUUUAAAUCAAUACGGAAAGAUUUUAGUCUAGUAAGAGAAAACAGCAAAGAGACAUUUUCUGGAAAGGAGAAAAAUAGAGACCUAACUUAUCAUGAACGUGAAAAACGAUUGGAUAAACCCCAUAAAGAUUUGGAUUCAAGGUUGAAAAGCAGUUUUUUUGAUAAAGCAGCUAAUCAAGUUGAAGAAACAUUACAUACCCAUUUACCACAAACCCCAGAAACAAACUUUAGGGAUUCCAGCUACCCAUUUGCCAAUAAAGAAUCCAUUGGUUCGGAACUGGGGAAUUCCUUUGCAUCAAAUAUUAGAAUUAAAGAAGAACCUUUGGAUGAUGAGUAUGACAAAGCAAUGGCACCACAGCAGGGACUACUAGACAAAAUUAAAGAUGAACCUGAAAAUGCUCAAAUGUUAAGGAAAUUAGAAGAAAAAGUAAUGGAAAAAAGGAGAUUAAAUGAUCAUCAUUUGCUGGAGUAUAGUCAUGGCCAACAGCAAAAAACUCAAGAGGGGGAACUGAAAAUUAGUGCUGUGUUUUCAGUCAGUGGCAGUCCUCUUGCUCCACAGUUGACUACUGGCUUUCAGCCUUCACUGGCAUCAUCUGGCAUGAAUAAAAUGCUUCCUUCAGUUCCAGCCACAGCUGUUCGAGUUUCCUGUUCUGGUUGUAAAAAAAUCCUCCAGAAAGGGCAAACUGCUUAUCAGAGGAAAGGAUCUACUCAGCUUUUCUGCUCCACACUGUGCCUCACUGGAUACACAGUUCCACCUGCACGCCUACCGCCUCCUCUCACCAAGAAAACUUGUUCAAGUUGCUCAAAAGAUAUUUUAAAUCCAAAGGAUGUGAUCAGUGCACAGUUUGAAAAUACCACCACCAGUAAAGAUUUUUGCAGUCAGUCAUGUUUGUCAACAUAUGAACUGAAAAAAAAACCUAUUGUUACCAUUAAUACAAAUAGCAUUUCAACUAAAUGCAGCAUGUGUCAAAAGAAUGCAGUUAUUCGACAUGAAGUGAAUUAUCAGAAUGUGGUACACAAACUUUGCAGUGAUGCGUGUUUCUCUAAGUUUAGAUCUGCUAACAACCUCACUAUGAACUGUUGUGAGAACUGUGGGGGUUACUGUUACAGUGGCUCUGGACAGUGCCACAUGCUUCAGAUAGAAGGACAGUCUAAGAAGUUUUGUAGUUCAGCAUGUAUCACAGCAUACAAACAGAAAUCAGCCAAAAUUACACCAUGUGCGCUUUGCAAAUCAUUGAGAUCCUCAGCAGAAAUGAUUGAAAAUACCAAUAGCUUGGGGAAGACAGAGCUUUUCUGUUCUGUUAAUUGCUUAUCUGCUUACAGAGUUAAAAUGGUUACUUCUGCAGGUGUACAAGUUCAGUGUAACAGUUGUAAAACCUCAGCAAUCCCUCAGUAUCACCUAGCCAUGUCAGAUGGAAGUAUACGCAACUUCUGCAGCUACAGUUGUGUGGUAGCUUUCCAGAAUUUGUUCAACAAACCAACUGGAAUGAAUUCUUCAGUAGUGCCCUUGUCUCAGGGCCAAGUAAUUGUAAGCAUCCCCACAGGUUCAACAGUGUCAGCAGGAGGCAGUAACACCUCUGCUGUUUCUCCCACCUCCAUCAGUAGCUCUGCUGCUGCUGGUCUCCAGCGUCUUGCUGCCCAAUCCCAGCAUGUUGGGUUUGCCCGGAGUGUUGUGAAACUCAGGUGUCAACACUGUAAUCGUCUUUUUGCCACAAAACCAGAGCUUCUUGACUAUAAGGGUAAAAUGUUUCAGUUCUGUGGCAAGAAUUGUUCUGACGAAUAUAAGAAAAUAAAUAAUGUUAUGGCAAUGUGUGAAUAUUGUAAAAUUGAGAAAAUUGUGAAGGAGACUGUGCGAUUCUCAGGUGCUGACAAGUCAUUCUGUAGUGAAGGUUGCAAACUGCUUUACAAACAUGACUUGGGAAAACGCUGGGGAAGUCAUUGUAAAAUGUGCAGUUAUUGUUUACAGACAUCUCCCAAAUUAGUACAGAAUAAUUUGGGAGGAAAGGUGGAAGAUUUUUGUUGUGAAGAAUGCAUGUCCAAAUAUACAGUUUUAUUCUAUCAGAUGGCCAAAUGUGAUGGUUGUAAACGACAGGGUAAACUCAGUGAGUCCUUAAAAUGGCGAGGGGAAAUAAAACAUUUUUGUAACCUGCUUUGUAUCUUGAUGUUCUGCAAUCAGCAAAGUGUAUGUGACCCACCUUCACAAAACAAUUCAGCAAGUAUUUCCAUGGUUCAAGCUGCUUCUGCAGGGCCCCCAUCUCUCAGAAAAGAUUCAACUCCAGUUAUAGCUAACGUGGUGUCAUUGGCAAGUGCUCCUGCUGCUCAACCCACAGUGAAUUCUAACAGUGUCUUACAAGGUGCAGUUCCAACGGUAACCGCAAAAAUCAUUGGAGAUGCAAGUACACAAACAGAUGCCCUGAAACUGCCACCUUGCCAGCCUCCAAGACUUUUGAAGAAUAAAGCUUUAUUGUGCAAACCUAUCACACAGACUAAAGCCACUUCCUGCAAACCACAUACCCAAAAUAAAGAAUGCCAGACAGAAGACACUCCAAGUCAGCCCCAGAUUAUUGUGGUGCCAGUUCCUGUGCCAGUGUUUGUGCCGAUACCUCUUCAUCUUUAUACUCAGUAUGCACCAGUCCCCUUCGGAAUUCCUGUUCCAAUGCCUGUCCCCAUGCUUAUUCCAUCCUCAAUGGACAAUGAAGAUAAAGUCCCCGAAAAUAUUGAAGACAUUAAGGAAAAACUUCCUACACAUCCAUUUGAAGCUGAUCUCCUUGAGAUGGCAGAAAUGAUUGCAGAAGAUGAAGAGAAGGAAAAGACUCUAUCCCAAGGAGGAUCUCAGACUUCUGAACAGGAACUCUUUCUAGACACUAAAAUAUUUGAAAAAGACCAAGGAAGUACAUAUAGUGGUGAUCUUGAAUCAGAGGCAGUAUCUACUCCCCAUAGCUGGGAAGAAGAAUUGAAUCAUUAUGCCUUAAAGACAAAUGCUGUGCAAGAAGCCGAUUCAGAACUGAAACAGUUCUCAAAAGGGGAAACCGAACAGGAUCUGGAAGCAGAUUUUCCAUCAGAAUCCUUUGACCCACUUAACAAAGGACAGGGGAUCCAGGCACGUUCCCGAACAAGAAGACGACACAGAGAUGGUUUCCCCCAGCCCAGACGAAGAGGACGGAAGAAGUCUAUAGUGGCUAUGGAGCCCAGGAGUCUUAUUCAAGGAGCCUUUCAAGGGUGUUCAGUGUCUGGAAUGACCCUGAAAUAUAUGUAUGGGGUGAAUGCCUGGAAGAAUUGGGUUCAGUGGAAAAAUGCCAAGGAAGAGCAGGGGGAUCUAAAGUGUGGAGGAGGUGAACAUGCCUCAUCCAGCCCAUGUUCUGACCACUUAGGAAGUGCUCAAGACCAGGUCCUCUCUCAAGAGUCCUCAGAGUCCGGCUGUAGAGUCCGCUCUGGAAAGCUGAAGGAAGAUAUUCUGUCCUGCACUUUUGCUGAAUUGAGUUUGGGCUUAUGCCAGUUUAUCCAAGAGGUGCGGAGACCAAAUGGUGAAAAGUAUGAUCCAGACAGUAUCUUAUACUUGUGCCUUGGAAUUCAGCAGUACCUGUUUGAAAAUGGUAGAAUAGAUAACAUUUUUACUGAACCCUAUUCAAGAUUUAUGAUUGAACUCACCAAACUCUUGAAAAUAUGGGAACCUACAAUUCUUCCUAAUGGUUACAUGUUCUCUCGCAUCGAAGAAGAGCAUUUGUGGGAGUGCAAACAGCUGGGCGCUUACUCACCAAUCGUCCUCUUAAACACCCUCCUUUUUUUUAAUACCAAAUACUUUCAACUAAAGAAUGUUACUGAGCACUUGAAGCUUUCCUUUGCCCAUGUGAUGAGGCGGACCAGGACUCUGAAGUACAGUACCAAGAUGACAUAUCUGAGGUUCUUCCCACCUUUACAGAAGCAAGAGUCAGAGCCAGAUAAACUAACUGUUGGCAAGAGGAAACGAAAUGAAGAUGAUGAGGUCCCAGUGGGUGUAGAGAUGGCAGAGAAUACUGAUAACCCACUAAGAUGCCCAGUCCGACUUUAUGAGUUUUACCUGUCAAAAUGUUCUGAAAGUGUGAAGCAGAGGAAUGAUGUGUUUUACCUUCAGCCUGAGCGUUCCUGUGUUCCGAAUAGUCCUAUGUGGUACUCCACAUUCCCAAUAGACCCUGGUACCCUGGACACCAUGUUAACACGUAUUCUCAUGGUGAGGGAAGUACAUGAAGAACUUGCCAAAGCCAAAUCUGAAGACUCUGAUGUUGAACUGUCAGAUUAAGAUGGAAGUGAGGUUCCUAUUUUCAUACACAUUGGUAUGCACCAAACUGUGAACGCAUCCAGCUGUUGGAAAGCAAUGUUUAAGCCCAAGUCCUCUUGACUCAAUUAUGAGACAUGGGAAACAGAUGAUCCACAGUGUGGAUGUACAAAUGAAAACUGAAGGAAAGAAUUUGAACUGAGAAAUGUUCUUUGGCAGUGAUAUAGUUCUUAGACAUCUUCAGAAUGACUAACCAAUUUCUCUGAGUGGUGCAUAAUCUUAUUUUGUUUGGGAAUAACAAAAUUGUGGAAUAUUUUUAAGGAAAACUGUUGUAUAAAACUCUACCAUAGUAACCUUAGACCUUAGAGAGGUAGCUUUGGAGUGAGACCUUGGCUACUUGGGCAAGACCUUGUAAAGUCAGGGGAGAAUUCAAUACAAAGCUGAGAGUGACAUCAGAUGGGACUGGGGGACCCAGACCUGAAGACCCAAUAAAAAUACACAACUUUUUUUCCAAGUUAGUGAAGUGGUCUUGAUUUUGAUUUUCACUGACAAGCCAAUUAUGUGAAGGAUAGAAGCCUCUGAUGCUUUUACCAGGGGCCCCUCAUAUCAGGGAAAAUGACCUUCACUCCUAUUAAUAGUGAUGUGUCCCUUUCGCCUUCUGGGUUUAGCUUUCUCAUCUGUGGGUCUCAAGGUGGGUAAAUGAAGGUAAAGGGGAUGAUAUUCCACAAACUAAUUAUGCACACAGAAGAUCUGUGGAGCCCAUUAGACCCCAAGUGUCUUGAAAUGUUUGUAAAGAACCCACUAAAAUGCCCACUUCUCUGGGUGCAGGCCUUUAUUGCUGAUGUCUCAUAGCUUGAGCUGUGGUACACAGAAAUGGGGCUCUCCAUUUGUUUUUGUUUUUCCCCCCGUGGCAGCUUUUCUUCCAUUGUUUUACCUUCCUAUUUCCCAAAUGAUUCCUCUUUUUUUGUCUUUUGCAUCAGUUUUUGGAGGCCCUUGUCAUUUCAAAAAGUAUAGUCUCUCUCCUGAACUUUGGCAAACCCAUGAGCAGUUCCAGAGACACAGUAUUACUUAGCUAUCCGAAUUAUGGUAGAAAAGGUCUCGGUAGGUUCUUGUGUAAAACAUUUAAAAGAUGACCUUGUUGCCCUAGGAAACUUGAAAAUAGGAAUUCUGGGGUUAGGAUUCAGACAUUGACUGUCUUCUUAUAGCAUUAUUCCAAACUCUAGCUGUUUUAGUAGUUCUAUGAGGAUUGCAAGUCAUAGGCGUGUGUGGCCAUAUCAGUCUAUGUCCCUCAUCACAAUUCUCAGUUCUUUGCUACAAAAUUUUGAAAUCAAAGCUUUUAUGAUGUUGGCCAGUCAAUAGAACAUCUUUAGCCAAGGUUUAUUUGACCUUAUGAUAAAACUGGGAGAAGUCAAAAAAAUCUUCUUAGAAAGUUUAAUCUUGAAAUCCUUUUCAGUAUGUCCCAUAUUUUAGGUGGGGAUGGCAGGUGUAUUUUUUUUAAUAAAUGAAAGUCAUUUAACUAUAACAGAAUUAAAAGUGGGCCUUUUGACAUUAUGUACUUGAUGGUUCUAUCCCCCUGCCUGUAACAAAUCUCACUUUUGUUACUAAGAACUGUGUGAAAGAAGUAAAUCUGCCCUGAUUCUGUAUGAUUAAUUACAUCUGUGUGUGUCAUUUCUGACUGGAAAACUUCCUACUUCUAGACCUUGUUCGACUUGAGGAAAACAAUUGGAUUGUCUGAUAAGUCUGCCAAUAAAACCAUCCAGAAACAUCA